AUGAAGUCAAUCAUAUCUUCUUUGUUUGCUCUCUCUUUGCUUUCACUAUCAUCAGCACAUGCUCAAUGCCAUUUCCCAGCAAUCUUCAACUUCGGCGACUCUAACUCCGACACCGGCGGCCUCUCCGCUGCUUUUGGCCAGGCUGGUCCUCCUCACGGCUCUUCCUUCUUCGGCUCACCUGCUGGGAGGUACUGUGACGGUCGCCUUGUCAUUGACUUCAUAGCUGAGAGUUUUGGAUUGCCAUAUCUAAGUGCGUUUCUAGACUCGGUUGGUUCAAACUUCAGCCACGGUGCUAACUUUGCGACGGCUGGAUCUCCCAUAAGAGCUCUCAACUCCACUCUUCGUCAAAGUGGUUUCAGUCCAUUUUCACUUGAUGUUCAGUUCGUACAGUUCUCCAAUUUUCACAACAGAUCCCAGACAGUUCGCAGUCGCGGAGGAGUUUAUAAGACGAUGCUGCCUGAAGCCGACAGUUUCUCACAGGCAUUGUACACUUUUGACAUUGGACAAAACGAUCUCACUGCUGGUUACUUCGCCAAUAAAACCGUGGAACAAAUUGGAACUACCGAUGUUCCUGAGAUCAUUAGCCAGUUCAAGAAUACUCUCACAUAUAUUUACGCACAAGGAGGGAGAUACUUUUGGAUUCACAAUACAGGACCUAUCGGUUGUUUAGCGUAUGUGAUCGAAUGGUUUCCGCUUAAAGCAUCAGAGUUUGACUCACACGGAUGUGCCUCUUCCUUGAACCAUUUGGCUCAAAAAUUCAAUGACGCCUUGAAACAAGCAGUGAUAGAGCUUAGAGCGUCCUUGUCUGAAGCCGCCAUAACUUACGUAGAUGUCUACUCUGCUAAGCAUGAGUUGUUUGUUCACGCACAAGGUCACGGGUUCAAGAGAUCAUUGGUUUCAUGUUGCGGUCAUGGAGGUAAGUACAACUACAACAAGAACAUUGGAUGUGGGAAGAAGGUUACUGUGAAAGGCAAAGAGAUUUACAUUGGGAAGCCGUGCGAUGAGCCUGGCAAGGCUGUGAUAUGGGACGGUGUGCACUUCACGCAGGCUGCUAACAAAUUUAUAUUUGAGAAGAUUUCACCCGGGUUGAGCAUGGCCUGUCAUAGGCAGUGACAAAAACAAAAAGAAGAGAAAAGCUCUGCUUCUUUUAAUGAAUUUGUUUUUAUAAUUUCUUGGACUCAUGUGAUUUGGCUCUCACUGAUAUGAGCUUAUUGAGAAUGCAGUAAGAUUUUUGGUGAGAAAGGUUUC
Messenger RNA from Eruca vesicaria subsp. sativa (arugula), 1248 nucleotides. NCBI's taxonomy places the organism in Eukaryota, Viridiplantae, Streptophyta, Magnoliopsida, Brassicales, Brassicaceae. The record is from the annotation of a GenBank genome assembly.